AUGGCCAGCGUGAUAGGUUUUCCCCUGUUUGACGACGGGAACUUCAACAUCCUUAUAAACCCCGAUAUGUACAAUCUACAUGCGUCGGUUCUGGGAAGCAAAUCGCGCUUCUUUGAGGCCGCUUGUGCCAGGAUCAAUGAGCCUGGACAGCUAGGCGCGACCCGGUUGGUACUUGCCCCAUCAACAUUGCAUGACAAAGGUAUCUUCACAUUUCAAACAUUCGAGAGCUACAACCGGCAACUUGAAAAAGCGAUGUCACGUAUCGGUAUCGUUUGGCCCGAGACACUUCGCAAACGCUGGGCAAGCAUGUUCAGGAUAAUCUACAAUAUGGAUCCCUUACUCCAGAGUGUGGAUUCACAGUCAAUAGUCCUGGAAGCCAAGGAUCUCGUGCAAAUGGCAGAUGAUAUACGGGUUAGCUCGGAGGUCAUGAGAGCCCUAGAGACUGCGCUCUUGCGCCUCGAUCGGUUGAUCUACCAUUCCAUUUUCUGGCACCCGGCCAUUUGGGCUAACCUGGGAAUACGAAUGCGCUCCGCCGUGAUCUACCAAGAAGCCGUGAUUCAUCUCGUGGGUACAUGGAAAGCCUUGAACGCAACGACUAUCAAUCUCCUCGAACCCUACACUCGUGACCUCUGUCUGAAGAAACACCAAGAGCUCGUUCUGAGAAAGAAGACCGUCGAAAGCCGCAUCCUCUGUCACUACCCCGAAUCUUUGCACUGCCGCACAGGCGGUAACCUAAGCUGUGCGUCCUACGCAAACAACAUCUACAUGUGGAUGGCCAUCUGUUUCUUCCGCCAGUGGUUCAGCCACUCGAUCGUGCAGCGCCGUAACUACGUCGCUGACGAUGGAGGUGCAGCUCUCUAUCGCAAGAUCGGGGCUGCGGAUGUUUACCUCACGUCUCAGGAAAUGAAUUACUUCAAUCUGAAGUUUCCAAUGAGUACCAGGGGGCGUGCUAUGUUUGAGGCGAAGGUGCGGGAGUUGAAGGAAGAAAUAAGGUCUUUUGUCGAUGAGCUUCUCGUCAACAAUAGUAGAUACACCUUUGAUGAACUUCCUCAUCUGACCUGCUGUCGCGUUGAUGAGGAGGAUCUGCCUUGGAAUAACGAGGAAGAGGAAGAUGACCUCGCAAGCGAAAGCGAUGGACAAGGUGAAGCUUUUGUGAAAGUCGACGAAGGCAAGAUGUGUUUUGCAACGCAGGAAGCUGUCAACUAUAGUAGCGGCAGCACCACGCAAUCUGCUCAUAGUCACAUCCCGGACUUCAACAACAUGGAUAUAUAUCCAGGCACUCUGGGGUACCCAACUCCAUCAGACAAUCUCUAUCAACCUGGACACCUCCAUUUGGUGCCUAAUGUCAAUUAUGGCAAUACCGAGAGUUUCUUGACAAGCCAAACGAAUCCUUCAUUUAUGGAUUCCCAGUUUGGCUGGUUGAUGAAUCCGUGAUUCAUGUCCGCGUUGGGGCCCGGGAGGGGCACUUCGAGUGUUACGCCUUUUCAAUUGGGUUGAAAGGGCUUUAAACAAACAUGGUAAUACGUUUGGUUGUGUUUAUGGAGAGAAUUGUUUUGUUGAAUAUUCGACGUUCUAGCCAAUCCCGGUGGCUGACAUUUGCCGAAACAUGGUUGGUACGGCGCAUCCGAGGCACUCCACGAUGUUCAAUGUCUAGUCAUUGUAACUGGCUGGGCAUAACAGGUUCAGUGUACAGUCGAAAAGGCACCCGGUACUUCCUUAUUUGGAAGGUUUUAUGUUUUUCGUAUUUGGUUUCUGUUUGCUUUAUUUUAUCCAUGGAGCCAUUGGGCAGUUGAACGUCUGUAGCUAUGGAUGGCUAUGGGCAUUCGCUUUGUUAUGUCUUUUACAGUCAGAUAUUGAAUUGG
Aspergillus glaucus CBS 516.65 is the source of this 1862-nucleotide messenger RNA. RefSeq lists its product as uncharacterized. The record is from RefSeq and is a predicted model, not a curated record. NCBI's taxonomy places the organism in Eukaryota, Fungi, Ascomycota, Eurotiomycetes, Eurotiales, Aspergillaceae. Bases 1 to 1434 code for a protein of 477 amino acids. The transcript has 2 exons.